Messenger RNA from Daldinia caldariorum, 939 nucleotides. RefSeq names its product carbohydrate-binding module family 50 protein. The transcript is spliced from 2 exons. Bases 1 to 747 code for a protein of 248 amino acids. NCBI's taxonomy places the organism in Eukaryota, Fungi, Ascomycota, Sordariomycetes, Xylariales, Hypoxylaceae. The record is from RefSeq and is a predicted model, not a curated record.
AUGAAACUAUAUCGAAGCUUAUGCUUUGCCCUCUUCUCCGCGGCAUAUGCCUGGCCUCGAGACAUCAAGGAUCAUAACGUCGGCUGCAAUGAUGUCAACGUUGGCCAUUCGUACUGUGCCGAGGUUGACCAUGGCCAACCCGUCUCGACACCGACCAUCAUGCCGGUCGGCACAAUGCUAGCUCGUCUGCCUUCGACCACACCGGAGGCGCUCCUGUCAAAUCGUACCUUUGCAACAAUAACAACCUCGGCGGCGGCUUCCCACCCGACUCUCAUGCAGAUAGGCAUCGCGAGUGAUUGCAGCGCUUACCAUCAGGCAAGAGCUGGCGACACCUGCUCCAAGAUCGCGGCCAAGUACAAGUUGUCGGACGCAGCCGACUUCGUGAAGUGGAACCCCGCCGUCGAGGCCGACUGCUCGGGGCUCAGGACGCAUUACUUCUACUGCGUCGCAAUCAAGGACGGCUCGUCGGCCCUAGACCCGAUCGACCCGAUCGACGACCCGAAGACCGUGAGCCGGGGCGUGACGACGGGGAUCCCGCCGGGCUGCAUCCGCGUGCACCCGACGCCCACGCAGCCCGGGUCCGUGUGCCGGUGCAAGCUGUGGCACGAGGUGGCGAUGGAGGACACGUGCGUGUCGAUCGAGGCGCACUACCAGAUCUCCGCGGACGACUUCAACAAGUGGAACCCGCUCGUCGGCCCCAUGUGCAAGCUGCUGUGGAUGGGGUAUAACGUCUGCGUCGGGGUGUAGCGGGUGGGCUAGUUGGCUGGCGGGCUGGCGGGCUGAGCGGCCGGGUUAUUGUCGGUGUUAUCGUCUUCGUCGUGUAGAGCAGAUCGCUUCAGGUAGUAACAGGACUUUCUUCCUUUCUUUUAAACUAGGAUAUAUAGGUAGGUACCUAUGCCUUACCUUAGGUAGACACCUAGGUACCUUACCUAUUCUUUC